Vanessa atalanta (red admiral) is the source of this 2089-nucleotide messenger RNA. It is a transcript of the gene Traf6, whose product is annotated as TNF receptor-associated factor 4. Gene Ontology annotation, molecular function: zinc ion binding; protein binding. The coding region runs from base 97 to 1350 and encodes 417 amino acids. The transcript has 7 exons. NCBI's taxonomy places the organism in Eukaryota, Metazoa, Arthropoda, Insecta, Lepidoptera, Nymphalidae. Gene Ontology annotation, biological process: regulation of canonical NF-kappaB signal transduction; positive regulation of JNK cascade; tumor necrosis factor-mediated signaling pathway. Gene Ontology annotation, cellular component: plasma membrane signaling receptor complex. The record is from RefSeq and is a predicted model, not a curated record.
UUGACAGUGACUCAACUUAGUCAGUAUGACGUUUACAUACUGUUUUGGAUAAGUUGAAAAAAAAAUACUCAAACUUAGUAAAAUUGAUGUAGUGAAAUGGAUCCAAAUAAAAUUAAAAAUGCAUCAGAAGGUAUUGCCCCUAUGGGUAUAACAACUUUAAAUGAAGCAGUGCUCAGUAACCAGCCUGAAUCCAGGUAUGAAUGCCCAGUAUGUCUGAACUGGUUACGGGAUCCAGUUAUAACCACUUGUGGACACAAAUUUUGUAAAAGCUGUAUUACUUCAUGGUUACAAAACAGUGGCCACUGUCCAAUAGAUAAUAUCAAUCUCAGUAUGAAAGUUGAUAUUUUUCCUGACAAUUAUACUAAAAGGGAAAUUCAAGAACAAAGAAUGUCAUGUCCUUUUGCAGCUAAAGGUUGUGCGGUCAAAGUGACCCCACUCGAUCUAGAUACACAUAUUGCUGUAUGUGAGUUUAACCAACCCGAGGCUUCUUCUCAAUCAAAAGUCAGGGUUCCAUGCUCGUUCCAGGCCGUCGGUUGCAAGGAAACCUUUGAUAGUCAAGAAGAUAUGAAUGCCCAUUUACAUAAUGACAUUCAAAACCAUAUGAGUUUCCUAAUGAAUGCAUAUUCCAAGAUUCAAAUCGACAGUGACAUAUCUAAUGCUAGUAUUGAUGCCAAGGAACAAGAGGCCAUGUGUCUGUGGGAAGCACCGGACAAAAAUGGGGAACAAAGCACCUCUGCCCCACUCAGUAAUACUAGCGCUCUUAUAAGGGCACUGUAUGAGAGGGUUGUAGUAUUGGAACAAAGAAAUCGUGAGCAGGAUAUAGUAAUAGCUAACAUGUCGAAGCAGCUCUCUGCAUUCGCGGUGGCGAAAAUGAAACAAAACAAUGACAUGCUUCUCCGCUACUGUAUGGGAAAUUAUAUCUGGAAAAUCGACAACUUCAAGACGAGAUUAGACGCCAUGUUGAAAGAUCACUUCAAAAUGUUGUACAGCCCUGGAUUUUAUACGUCACCAAAUGGUUACAGAUUCUGCGUCCGUCUAAACAUAUCCCCACAAAAUCCUCACUGCUUCGCGCUCCACGUGCAUCUGAUGAAGACUGAAUACGACCACUGCUUGGAGUGGCCGUUCAACGGACGCAUAACCUUCGCCAUGAUCAACCAAUACGACCCCGACAUGACGCAGAGGGACACCAUGAUGUCCAACUCCAGCCUGAUAGCCUUCAAGAGGCCCACCGCUGAAAUAUGUGUUCGCGGCUUCGGUUACACCGAAUAUGCGGUUGUGAGUGAUGUCAUUAGGAACGGCUUUGUUAAAGAUGACAUGCUCAUAAUACGUGUUAAUAUCAGGUAUGUAUGACGUAAGGAGUAAUUUUAUGUUUGUUCUCAAUUAUUUUAUUAUAUAAUCUGCGUGCCAUCAGAAUAGGAUGUCUUUUUGGAACGAUACGCGGAUACGCGCAGUCCGACCAUCAGGGAGUAGCGUCGGCAAACUCUGCGAGACGUUUUUAUUUAUUUGUUUGUAUGAUAUAUUAGUAUUUUUUCACGGGAUUUGUUACUCAAUUAUUGUAAAGAUUUAAAAAAAAACUAUCAUGCAAAAUAAUUCUGGCAGUUAAACAUACAUACCUACAUAGAAAUAAAUUAUAAUCGUAUAAAACCAUGUGCCCUGAUUGGUUUCCCAGAGUCGAAUAGUUAUUAUUUAGAAAUUCUUUGCUAACGCUCCUUCACUCGAGAACGGUCAUUUUCGAUAAACAUACUUUGACAAAGUUCCAUCACAUUCUCAUGGCGCGCAGAUUACAACAGUCUUAUGUAUAGUCUUUAGUUAUUUUUGUGCAAGAAUGUAAGAUGCAAUAUUUUGAUCUGUUAUUUUUAUAUUAUAAUGUUCUAAGACUUAUAAAAUGUAUUAACCAUUGUAACUAUGUCCGUCCAUUAAGACAUUAAUACAAUAACUUUAUAAAGUUUAUUUAGCUUGUUGUAAAUCAUAUUCAUAUUGUUAGUAAUUAAAAAUAUAUUGUUUAAGGAGAUUAGACAAGAUCUGUUAGAAUAUUCUUAACGUAACAUUCCCAUGUUUUUCUAUUUAUAUAGUAAAUCAAUUUUAAGAA